GUCUCCAGUCUUCUGGUAAGUCCUUGUUUCGGUGAAUCCUACUGGAAAUGGAUCCUUCUGAAACUGAACCACGCCCAGAGUUAGAACUGGGACUCUUGGGUGGCGUGGCAUGGCAUGUCUAUGGCUUGGCAUGGGUGGAGCCUGAAACCUCAGAGAUUUCCCAGAACCUCUGCAGCUCAGGGAAGAGGAAGUCAAUAGCCAAAGUUCACCUGCAGAGAGGAGCAGUGGCAGUGGGGUCCCUGCCCGCUCUGCAGUGGGGAGCCACGCUGCCAUGGUGACCUUUGAGGAGCAGACAGCCUGUAUCGUGGAAGCCUUGUUCUUUGAUCUCACAGAAGAUGACACUGACUGCAGGAGCCUGGAGACAGACUCGGGAGUGGCCGUGUCGCAGUCUGGGCCCCCAACCACGUUUGACCCGGUGCUGAUCGCCAGCUGCCUGCGGCAGAUAGCGGACCGCUGCAACGUGGAUUUCGAAAGGGUUUCCUCACAGCCUCUUGCUGAAGUGCUCCAGGGAGAGACAGAGAAGUUUGGGGCUGCCGUGGAAUCUAUCAGCAGGAGCUGGAGUAAACAGAACCCUGAGCUGGCCUAUGAGAUAGCUUUUCUCUCUGUUUCUGUGAAACUGCUAAUAUAUGUUGUUAAGAAAACAUCAUUUGUGAUCCGCCCCAACCAACUCACAGACGUGAUCAACGGAAACCGUCAAGUGAGGAACUACAUCGAGGCCCGUGGUGGAUGGGAGAACUUGGACAGAUGAGAGAAAGGGCUGUACCACUUUCCAGAAGGUCAAUGCUGUUCUCUCUUCUGGAGACUGCAAAGAAAACUCCACAUAACAACAUGUAAAAGAGAUCCUGCAGCAGCAGAAACAAAA
Molecule: messenger RNA, 862 nt
Organism: Colius striatus (speckled mousebird)
Lineage: Eukaryota; Metazoa; Chordata; Aves; Coliiformes; Coliidae
Gene: BCL2L15
Product: BCL2 like 15
Exons: 4
Coding region: 272-748 (158 amino acids)
Biological process (GO): regulation of apoptotic process
Source: RefSeq, a predicted model, not a curated record